Molecule: messenger RNA, 1581 nt
Organism: Mesorhabditis belari
Lineage: Eukaryota; Metazoa; Nematoda; Chromadorea; Rhabditida; Rhabditidae
Source: the annotation of a GenBank genome assembly
AUGAGAUUAUUCUAUCUAUUGAGCGUACUUUGUGCGACCGGCUUCGGGUUGAAGAUUCUGGUGGUGAAUCCAACUCUCGGCAGUUCGCAUGUGCAAUUCGUGAGCUCCAUCGCCGACACGUUGGCUGAAGCCGGGCAUGAAGUGCACAUGAUCGUGAACACGAUCGACUCGCGAAUCACGAAGUACGGGGCAAAGAAAAUCGCAAAAUUGGUAGUGAUCCCAGCGUUGGAAGAGAAUGUCAACAAUAACAAUCAAUUUGUCAAGAAUCCCUUUAAGCCGUCAAACAUGCUCAGCUUCGCCCACAUGAAUAAUAUGACAAAAUCGAUUGUGCAAGCGUGCAAUGAUAUCGUUCACUACUAUGACGAGCUGUUGAAACCGUUAGAAAACGAGCACUAUGAUAUCGGCAUCACUCAGCUAUUGGCCGUCUAUCCGGUGAUGAUCUUGCACAUGUUGAAGGUGAAAACGACGGUGUUAGCUUCGGCGAAUCCGUUGGCUCCGUACAUCAGUCAAACGUUCGGCAUCCCGGCACCGCCAAGCUACACGGCGAAUCCAUUCGGCGACGUUGCUCAACUGAAUGCCGCCGAUUUCUCGUAUAUGGAUCGAGUGGGGAAUUUCUUCCGCGAUAUCAUUUACUACACUUUGAUUCCAAUGCUGAUGGGGAGACAGAGAGAGAUACUGGCUACAAUCGACCCGACCAUCCCGGUCACGUAUCAUGAUUUGAUGAAAGAUGUAUCCCUAAUCCUGGUGAACACUCCGCCAAUGCUUGAAUUCGCCACCCCGAUCUCGCACCGAGUAAUCAACAUUGGUGGGAUUGCGAUGAAACGUGAUAACAAGAUCAAUCCGGACGUUCUCGAGAUCAUUGACAAGGCUAAGAAAGGCGUGAUCGUGGUCUCGUUCGGCACGCUGGCCUCGACGCAGAAUCUCGAUGAGAAGUUGAUUACAAGUUUCCUCUCAGCUUUCGCUCAAUUCCCAGACUAUGAAUUUUUGUUCAAAUUCGACGCAAGUGACGAGGCGAAACAAUACGAGAAACUCUAUCCAAAUGUGCAUCUACUCAAAUGGUUACAACAGUCCGCAAUUUUAGGUCACAAAAAGACGAAAGUUUUCGUCUCACAUAUGGGCUUGAAUAGCUUCAUGGAAGCAUCCACGCAUGGAGUCCCUUUUGUGUCGAUCCCACUCUUCUCCGAUCAAUUCUACAAUACGGCUUUGGCAAAAAGCCGCGGAACGGCCGUUUACAUUGACAAGAUGAAUAUCACAAAGUCAGCGCUUGUCGAAGCCUUGCAAGAGGUGCUCACAAAUACCAGCUACACCGCGAACGCACGAAUUCUCUCGCGUCAACUCGAGAAAUUCCCGGAGAACGGGACAGCGAAAAUGAUCCGAAUGAUCGAGUACGUGGGAGAGUUCGGACGAUUGCCGAAUUGGGAUCUUAAGGGAAUCGAGCUUAACUGGUUCGUCCACGCAUCAUACGAUGUGAUUGUUCCACUAAUUCUCGUCACGAUUCUCGUCUUUUGGAUCAUUUACCGAUUGUUGAAGUAUAUAAUAUGUUAUUGCUGUAGAAAGAGAUCAGUGAAAACGAAAAAGGAA